Messenger RNA from Paracoccidioides brasiliensis Pb18, 1194 nucleotides. RefSeq lists its product as uncharacterized. The coding region runs from base 1 to 1194 and encodes 397 amino acids. Gene Ontology annotation, biological process: peroxisome organization. The transcript is spliced from 4 exons. Gene Ontology annotation, cellular component: peroxisomal membrane. The record is from RefSeq and is a predicted model, not a curated record.
AUGUCUACCUUGGGAUCCCCUCAUCAUAUCGAGACGGAGUCUUCAAAGAAGACUAGGAAUCAGUUGUCAUCAGCGUCAUCCAAACCCGCGAAGCUGUUGGAGGUGUAUGAGGAGUUUGUAGCUAAGAACUCAAAUACCGUUAGCCAGAUCGAGUCUGGAUUGAGGUCUCUGACGUAUAUUAUUCCCGGACGAUUUCGAGAGUCUGAAUUAGCUUCCGAGUCGCUCCAUUCUGGAGUUCAACUUCUUUCUCUUUAUCAUGAUUCCCUUGUCUCACGUGUCAUUUCUCGGCUUCCUGCCGCCAUCCCUCGUCCUAACCCUACACCCCAUUCGCGAUAUACCAAAUAUUGGUCUGUGCGCUCCGCACUCUACCGGCGGGUAGCCUUGACUUUACAGAUGGUCCAAUACACGGAGUUACUCUGGGAAAUGAUAGCGCGACGACGAGGAGAGAAAAUCCGCUGGCGUGUAGUUGUGUUUAUCGAAGGCAUCAAAACAAUAUGCCGACUAAUGUUGCUUAGAUUAACCAAUUCUAGACCCCUGGUUAGCCCUCCUCUGCCCGAAAGGGAAGUCGAUCCAAGGAGUCCUGAAGAAGAGAAGGAAAGAAACCCUUGGGAUGACACAGAGGCGCCUCCUAGUGAAGCAGGAUCUGUCGCCGACCUAAGUUGGACGAUGCCUAGAACUGGCCUGUCGCUACCAUCUUUGCCGGAUGUCAGCAACAUAUCGAAUUACCUAAUAUCCAGAGUCCUUACUGCAGACGACAUCAAGCCUCCCAAAAGCCUCCUGCAUCGGGUUACCGGGCAGGGUCAGCUUGCGGAGGUGUUGUACAUCCUUCGACCACUCAUUUACGCCCUGGCAUUGCAGAAGUGGAGAGGUAAGAAGAAGAGCUGGACGCCAUGGCUUAUUGGCUUUGGCAUGGAAUACGGAUGCAGACAACUGGCCAACAAGGACUUCCGGGAAAGAGUCGCAGGUGGGUUGCGGGGGCUGACCGCUCUAGAGAGAGAGGAGUUGCGGAAACGAGGUUGGGCAAUGGGUUGGUGGGCAAUGAGGGGCGCAUUCUACGAGAAUAUUACAAAGGUUUGGUUGCAACGAUUCAUUCGAAAACUUGAAGGCAAGCCAUUACUUGGAUUAAUUGGCGGUAUCGUUGAAGAUUAUGAGUACCUCUGGGACAACUACUAUUUCUCAACUGCCACUCUCUGA